AUGGAGAUCACAAACGGCAAUGCAGAGGCUUUGCUCCCGUGCAUUGCUGCACAGCUUCGCGAGUGCACUUUUUUCGCGAUCGACCUCGAGUUUACCGGCCUGGACAGGGACAGCACGGAGGCCGGCGCGGACACGCCAGAUGCGCUGGUGAGGUCACUCAUGCGUGAACCCAGCGAUUUGUACCCCCAAAAACUGGAGACGAUAAAGCCGUACAGCAUCAUUCAGAUUGGCUUUUCCAUCUUUACGCGCCAUUCUGCGGCUGCGUUCGAAGAAAGGGUGCCAUCCAGUGGUAGAGGUGUUGCUAGUGCCAGCGAUACCCACCCAGCAGCGCACGACCUCCAAUCGGGGGUGAAGGCGUUCGUGCCAAACAUGGCCGUGAAAGACUACUACACCAACUUCCUCGAAGCCGCCGUGCGAGAGCACGAAAAGGCGGUCGACGCAAGCGAUCGCAAGGCCGCCGCGUCAUUCGUGGCAAACGAAAUGGCGAAGGUCGGGGAGCAGCUCGUUGCUGUUUGCGGUGGAGCGGGCGCACGGCCCGGUGUGACCGCCGAUGCCCUCCCUUAUUCCACGGACAGCGCGGUAGAGCUGCUGCGGCGGUAUCACUUUCUCGAGGUACUCUUUCGCUUGGUGGCUCGAGACAGUCGUGGGUUUGAGCAAAUAACUCGUGACGUCUCUUCAACGAAUGCAGGGGCAACAGGGAGCGAAGGCAAUCUGACACACCUUCCUGCCACCGUCACACCUGGCACAGAGAACUACGAAGUGAAGACGUUCACAGCCUACAUGUUUCCUGCCGUGUUAGCCGAAUCGCAAAACGUGAGCUUGAAGGUCGACACGGCCGAGUUCCUGGUGAAGAACAAUAUUGACCUCACGCGGUGGGUGCGAGAGGGGCUGCGCUUCAAGCCCUUGAAGAAUGUGGCCGCCGCACUCGCAGAGGAUGGCGCGAACCGCCUACACAACGUAGAGCAGCUGUAUCAGCCGCACAAGACGCUGCCGCGCUUUGCGGACCGUUUCAAGAACACGCUGGAUUAUUUACUGCCAUUUUCACCUGCUGAGCUACAAUUGGUGAAGUUUGUACUCCAACUCUGUCCGCCGCUGCCGUCCCUUUUUCCCUCGCAGGUCGCCUCGUUCUACAUCCGCGCGGUGCGCCCCCUCCUCGAGUUCGCCCGCGGUGGCACUGACGCAUCGAAACUCCCAAGCCCGAUCUACACGAGCGAAAGCGUCUCCAGAAAUGAAAUGGCGGCCCUCGCUGCUGUUGGCCUCACCAAGAAGUGUCGCAAGUACGUGCGGAUCUCUAGCCUGUGUGAUGGCCGCAGCAGCAGCAGCAGCAGCAGCGGCGGCAAUGGCAACGACGGCGGCGCAUCAUCGUCGUCAUCUUUCGCUGGCGACGGAACGCUAGCGUCGUCCGCGACCGCCCAGGGCUACGGCACCGCACUCUUCGAGACGCUCCUGUACGCGACGGAGGUGCUUCAGAAGCCCAUGGUGCUCUACAACGGAUACUCCGACCUCAUGUUUAUUCUCUUGUCGCUCUACGGCCCGCAAGAAAUGCCGCCCACCCUGGCGGCCUUCAAAUACGUGGUGCACCGGCACUUCCCAGAGCUCUAUGACACCCGCAUUUUGGUCUGCUCAGGCCCGUUGCAGGAACUAGGCAACUUCACGGGGCGACUGCAAAGCGUGUUGGAAGAGAUGGCUAAGGUGACAGCCGUGGCGCCGCACGUCUCUUUCCAGUUUGAUGACGACUUUGUCGGCGGCAGCGACCCCGGACUCAGCUCCGCUGCGCACAACGCCGGCUUCGACGCUAUGCUGACGGGUAAGCUUUUCGCCUACGCCGUGUACGCACUCACGCGGGCGAACACCGACUACAAACUGUACGGAAAUUUUCUGUCCACCUACAACACUCUGCUGUCAAUUAACCUGACUGGAGCGACGGACGGCGUACUACAGGAGGAGCCGACGCCGAUCUUCCUGUUGACCGAGUCGUUUGGCAUGCGCGCGAACUCCAUUCGCGACGCGUUGGCGCGCGAGGGGCUUACGUCUCUGGUCGUGUACCGUGGCAAUUUCUACACGAUCCACCCUGUCGGUCAAUCCUGCUUUCUGCUGAACUACCAGAAGCUUGCAGAGGCGAAGCUCACGCGCGAAGCACACCACAAUGUCACUCUUUUGCCGAUCUGUAUCUAA
Leptomonas pyrrhocoris is the source of this 2175-nucleotide messenger RNA. RefSeq names its product putative ribonuclease. Bases 1 to 2175 code for a protein of 724 amino acids. The record is from RefSeq and is a predicted model, not a curated record. NCBI's taxonomy places the organism in Eukaryota, Euglenozoa, Kinetoplastea, Trypanosomatida, Trypanosomatidae. Gene Ontology annotation, molecular function: RNA binding; 3'-5'-RNA exonuclease activity. The transcript has a single exon. Gene Ontology annotation, cellular component: cytoplasm.